Molecule: messenger RNA, 1231 nt
Organism: Oncorhynchus masou masou (cherry salmon)
Lineage: Eukaryota; Metazoa; Chordata; Actinopteri; Salmoniformes; Salmonidae
Product: DELTA-stichotoxin-Hcr4a-like
Exons: 3
Coding region: 242-793 (183 amino acids)
Biological process (GO): monoatomic cation transport; cytolysis in another organism; pore complex assembly
Cellular component (GO): pore complex
Molecular function (GO): channel activity
Source: RefSeq, a predicted model, not a curated record
UACAGGUAAGAUAUUACUCCUAUUACUUUUACAGGUAAGAUAUUACUCCUAUUACUUUUACAGGUAAGAUAUUACUCCUAUUACUUUUACAGGUAAGAUAUUACUCCUAUUACUUUUACAGGUAAGACAUUACUCCUAUUACUUUUACAGGUAAGACAUUACUCCUAUUACUUUUACAGGUAAGAUAUUACUCCUAUUACUUUUACAGAAAUAAAGAGGUACAUAUCAGAACCACUCCAAAAUGGCAGAGUCAGCCGAGGCCGUGGUCGCUAACCUGAGCAGCAAGAGGAAUGUCACCAUUGAGAUCACCAAUCUCACAAGCAAUUACUGUCUCAUAAACCCAAAGGUAUUCCUGGAGAGUGGGGAAACCUACAACCCUCCCCAACCCACAGUGCGGCCCCUAAAGAUCGAAGUCUGCACAUUCAGCAAAUCAAGCGCCAAGGCAACAGGCAGCUAUGGCGUUCUGACCUAUGACCUCUUUGAGAGGUCCCGGAACGACUCCAUCGAGACAGUGGCCCUCAUGUUCGGUGUGCCCUGGGACUACAACAUCUACAAGAACUGGUUCGCCGCGGGCAUCUUCAACAAGGGCCGAGCCUGUGAUGCGUCACUGUAUAAAGAGAUGUACAACGAAAAGGACCAGAAAGGUUUCAUAAGAGAAGAAGCCAAUGGCUCAGGGAUCAGCUAUGAAGGGAACUACCUGGACAUCAAGGCCACCAUGUCCCCCAUGGGCAGGGCCAUCAUGAAGGUGGAGGUAUGGGACAAGCUGUUCACUCCCAGCCAGCAGGCCCACUAAGGGGAACCUCCAGCCUCCACCCUCUCCACCAGCACUACAGAAUACCUCUGCUGUGUUGUACCUCUGUAACCAAUCCCUCCACCAUUAGAUAUUACUCUCCUGCCGUACUGCUACUGUUUGUAUGUUUUGUUGCUGACAUGUCUGAAUUUCAAGGCAUCGCCUUUCAGUAAAUCUGCUUAAGAUCACAGUUUAGUUUGCUUAUGAAUCCAGGCAGAAGCGAUAGCUGCUCUUUUCUGUAGAGAUCACUGUUCUGUUCAUCUCUCAGUAGCAUCCUCUUUCAACUGGCAUCUUCUCUAGAAAUGUAAAUCAAACAAUGACUCACCGGAGGACGAGGGUGCAUACCUUACUUAACAACACAUGGCCAGGAGCUGUCUUUGUCUGUAUCUACUGAUGGCAAUGCUAGUCUAUGGAAUAAAUGUUGUUGUUUUGCUAAAGCUA